CAAUUUCAAAGAAGUGAGUCCAAUAUCUUUCUUGAUCAAGUGUCACCACCAUCUUUCACUAAUUAUAAAGUUACCCAAAUCCUUACAUUGGAGGGAAGAAUAAACCCUUCACCUCUUUCCAAAGCAAACAUCAUUUAACAGUGUUUGCUGAUCGAAGUCAAAAUGGAAAAUGAAAAAGAGAUUCCAACCUCAUUCUGCAAAGACAUUCCCAAUCUCCUUUCUUCUUUCGUCGACACCUUCGUCGACUUCUCAGUCAGCGGCCUCUUCCUCCCCCCACCGCCGCCGCCAUCUCCGCCGCCCACCCGACUCCCCUCUCCCAAACGCCUCAUCGCCAUUGGCGACCUCCACGGCGACCUCAACAAGUCAAAACAAGCCCUCCGCCUCGCCGGACUAAUCGACUCCUCCGACAAUUACACUGGAGGCUCCGCCACUGUUGUCCAAGUCGGCGACGUCCUCGACCGCGGCGACGACGAGCUGAAAAUCCUUUACUUUCUCGAGAAGCUGAAACGACAAGCCGCGCGAUGUGGUGGAAGCUUCGUAACCAUGAACGGAAACCACGAGAUUAUGAACAUCGAAGGGGAUUUCCGUUACGUGACGGAAGGUGGAGUGGAGGAAUUUAGGGUUUGGUUAGAAUGGUUCCGUGAGGGUAACAAGAUGAAGAGUCUAUGUCAAGGUUUGAAACCGCUGAAGGAUCCGUUAGAAGGUAUCGAAGUUGAAUUUCGCGGUGCGAAUAAGAAGUUUCAUGAAGGGUUUCGUGCUAGGGUUGCGGCUUUGCGGCCGAACGGCCCGAUUUCUAGAAGGUUUUUUACUGACAAUGUAACUGUGUUGGUUGUUGGAGAAUCAAUUUUCGUUCAUGGUGGUUUGUUGCCGGAUCAUGUUUAUUACGGGUUGGAGAAUAUUAAUGCUGAAGUGAGUGAUUGGAUUAGAGGUUCGACCGGACGAUUUUCACCGCCUUAUUGCCGUGGGAGGAAUGCGGUUGUUUGGCUUAGGAAAUUCUCUGAUGAGGUUGCUGUGAAUUGUGACUGUUCGACUCUUGAGCAUGUUCUGUCUACGAUUCCUGGUGUUAAGAGAAUGAUCAUGGGUCAUACUAUUCAGAUGAAUGGGAUUAACGCGGUUUGCGAUAACAAGGCUAUUCGAAUCGAUGUGGGUAUGUCGGACGGAUGUGGUGGUGGUUUGCCUGAGGUUUUGGAAAUCAAUGAGAGUUUUGGAGUGAGGAUAUUGACAUCGAAUCCGUUGUAUCAGAAUAAAGAAAGUGCUUUUGGAAUUGAUGUUGGGAAGAAGGAAGAAGGUCUUGGAUUGUUGCUUACUGAACAUGGUGGACCUAGGCAAGUCAAAGUUAAGGCUUGAAGGCUUUUUAAAAUAAUGGGUUGUAGUUCAUCAUUGUUUAGACUAAGGGAAAAUGUUGCAAUAAAGGUUUCUUCUUGUGCAUUGGAUUUAGAGGUAUCUCUUUCAUUUGCAUUAUUAUUUAUUGAUAAAUCUGUAUUAGAUUUCAGAUUGGAGAAUAUUAGAAAAGGUUUUGACUCUCAUUAAAUGUUAUUUUGAUAAAUUUGUUAGCAUUCGGUUACUUUAAGGCUAGUAUGACAAAAUUGAUUUUCUUACUGA
Molecule: messenger RNA, 1602 nt
Organism: Vicia villosa (hairy vetch)
Lineage: Eukaryota; Viridiplantae; Streptophyta; Magnoliopsida; Fabales; Fabaceae
Product: shewanella-like protein phosphatase 2
Exons: 1
Coding region: 163-1347 (394 amino acids)
Molecular function (GO): hydrolase activity
Source: RefSeq, a predicted model, not a curated record